GCCGAGGAGAACCGGGAGGCGGUCAUCAGGUCGUUGAGCGAUUUGGAUCCUAACAUUCGCCGGGAGGCGCUGCAUCUUGUCAUGGGCGUGGUCUUCGAGACCAACGUGGUUGAGAUUUCCGUUCUUUUGAUUGGCUAUGCGUUGAGGUCGGAUCCCGUGUUUGCUAAUGAGAUUCUUGGUGCUAUGUUGAGCUCUUGCGGGCGGAACUACUAUGAGAUUGUUCAGGAUUUCGAUUGGUAUGUUUCGGUCCUUGGAGAGAUGGCGAGGAACCCGCACUGUGAGAAGGGGGUGGAGAUUGAGAGGCAGCUUGUAGAUAUCGGUUUGAGGGUGAGGGACGCGAGGCCGGAGCUUGUGAGGGUUGCUAGGGAUCUGUUGAUGGAUCCUGCGUUGCUCGGCAAUCGUUUUCUUGAUAAGAUUCUGUCCGCAGCGGCUUGGGUUUCUGGGGAGUAUGUUGAGUUUUCGAAGAAUCCGAUAGAGUUAUUGGAAGCCCUACUGCAGCCGAGGACAAACCUGCUGCCUCCGUUGGUAAGAGCUGUUUAUAUACAGGCUGUGUUUAAAGUUCUUGUCUUCUGUUUGGGUUCGUACAUUGAGAAGAAAGAAACAAAUGUUAGUUUUGAAACUAGUGAUUAUAGUGCUGUUGAGAGUGAGGAUGAUUUUGGUACUUCGCUAAAACUAGAGAACAUGAAACCCUUGACUCAUGAGUCUCUAGUGUACUUGUUGAAUUUGGUCGAGACGGCUGUUGGGCCACUAUAUGAAUGUGAUGGAGUGCAGGUUCAGGAGAGGGCGAGGAAUGUGCUCGGUUUGAUCCGCAUGUUAAAAGAGGUUCCAGGUUGGGAAACAGAGGAGGGUUUUAGGAAAAAUCGCAGAAUUCGGGAAAUUGUAGGGUUCGUUACCGGGGCAUUUUCUGAAGAACUAGGUCCUGUUUUGCUGCAUGCACAGCAGAAAAUUCCUGUUCCUGAGGGGCUCAUUCUUAAGGAAAAUCUUGCUGAUUUGGACAUAGUUUUGGGUGAUCGUGAUAUUAUUUCUACUUCCUCAACCUCAUUUUCUCUACGAAGCCAUCGACAAAGGGAAAUAGAAGAGGAAUCUGAACCAGCCAUCGAGUCAACUGCUUUGCUUGCAGAACAUCGUAAGCGACAUGGCUUAUUCUACCUUCCUACUGAAAAAGAGGAAUCUGGAUCGAAUGAUUAUCCAAAAGCUAACGAUCCCAUAUUAUCAGCUAGCAAUGAUGAACCCACCAGCGAUCUACUGAAGCUCACCGAGCAGUCACUUAUCCACAGGAAGCCAAAACCUGCAAAGCCUCGACCAGUAGUAGUAAAAUUAGAUGACGGAGACACUCCAUCAACUUCUCUGAAACCAGUGAAGGAGUCGAAAGAUGAUAAGCUAUCUGGUGCAAUUCGGGAUAUCCUUCUGGGAAAUAAAGAAACAGUUCCGGCAUCAUCGCGCAAAGAAACUUCAGAGAAGUCUUCAAGAAGAAGGUCAAAGGAUAUACCAAUAAGUAGCGAAACCAGCUCUCUCACAAAAGAAAAUAUGGACGAGAUAAGACAUGAGGGAUCAAGUUCGAGAAGUAAGCACCACAAUAAAGACAAACAUCGAAGUCAUCGAGGAAAGGAGGACAACAAAGAGAAGGAACAUAAAAGUUCAUCAAGGCAUGGAAAGCAAAAAGACAAGCAUAGACAAAGAGAGGAAGCUUCUUUAAAUGUGGUUCCUCAAGCACCCAUCAUCCAAGAUUUUCUCUUAUAGUUGGUUUCUUCUUCUUGGAUUUGUGUACAUCCGGGUGCUGUUUUGAAGAACGAUUUUCUUUUGUGUGAUUCAUCACUUUUGUGCUGUUCUGAAGGUCAGUUUGAUGUCCUUUGCCUCUCCUAUUUGACUAUUGUCAUGCAUUGUGUGUUAUCCUUUUCAAUGUUUCUUUUACGGAUAAAUGUUUCGCCAUUUGAAUCUUAAAAUCUUAACUAAUACAUUGUGACAGAUAUAAAAUACCACACAAUGACCUUUGG
Asparagus officinalis (garden asparagus) is the source of this 1994-nucleotide messenger RNA. RefSeq names its product AP-3 complex subunit delta. NCBI's taxonomy places the organism in Eukaryota, Viridiplantae, Streptophyta, Magnoliopsida, Asparagales, Asparagaceae. The transcript has a single exon. The record is from RefSeq and is a predicted model, not a curated record. The annotation marks the transcript as partial. Gene Ontology annotation, cellular component: endosome membrane; AP-3 adaptor complex; membrane coat. Gene Ontology annotation, biological process: protein targeting to vacuole; Golgi to vacuole transport.